AAUUUAGCUAUUAAGUUUAAAUUACCUUUCGAAAUCUCAACAAAUGACUUUGGUGAUGAAGAAUCAAAUCAACCUUUGAAUAGUUCAGAUGAACUUUAUCUCCCACAACUGAUAACAGUAAUUCUACUUAACCACGAUUUUUGGCAAUCAAUAAUGCGAUUACAUUCUUUGCUUCUUCCUUAUUGUGGAGCUCUUAACAAAUUACAGUCAGAUACUGCAUGUCUUUACAAUGUGUUACAAGCUUUUGGUGGAAUAUUGAGAAUGUGGGAGGAGUAUUCGGAUUAUGAUUUAGCCCAACAUAUAAUCCUACAGUUAAAACAAAAAUGGAGACAAUGGGAACAACCAUUAUUAUUAUUAUCUUUUCUUUUACAUCUAAAUAUUUAUAUUACAUGGUUUAACAGUAAUAAUGAAAACUUAAACUUUACAUACCUAGCUCAAUUUGUUAUUUAUUAUUACAAAGCGUGGUUUAGACACCAACCAACUCAUAUCUUACUUGAGUUAGAAGAAUAUAGAAAACGUAAAUAUCCCUUUGACCUUGCAACAUAUGAACAAUUUGAAGAUAAUGCACUGCAAUUUUGA
This is a messenger RNA of Dentiscutata erythropus, 579 nucleotides long. NCBI's taxonomy places the organism in Eukaryota, Fungi, Glomeromycota, Glomeromycetes, Diversisporales, Gigasporaceae. The record is from the annotation of a GenBank genome assembly.